AUGGAUCUGUCAAGGGGGAAAGUCAUAAUUGAAACAGAUAUCAAUGAACACACAAUAGACGAAAAUGUAUUUUUCUUCGAGCCAAAGAAGGAAGACGUAUAUGACGAAAACACAAACCUGAGGUACAUCUUCCACAACACAUUCAUAAAUACAGAUGAAGAAAUUGCAAUAAGUGAAUUCAAAAAGUAUUGUAAAAAUAAAUCCUUAAAAAUAAAUAAAGCAUUCUUCGAAAAUGAAUGCUUGCGUUACCUGUACUCAGCGCAAUUCGAUUUUGCAAAAGCGUUAGAUUUGAUUAAGAGUAAUUAUGAAUUUAGACUGUCCAACAUUCUACCCAUAAAAGAAGAAGAUGUUAUAGGUUAUAUUAACAAAGGAGUGAUAUAUUGGCAUGGAAGAGAUAAAAAAUGUAGACCCAUUCUGAUAAUCAAUUUAUUGAAUGUCGAAUCGUUAGAUGUAGAAAGAUUAACAAAUUUGUUUUUUUUCUGUUUCGAAUUCUUUUUAAAAUAUUUAUGUAUACCUGGGAAGAUAGAAAAUUAUAUAUCCCUUGUUGACUGCUCUGGCAUUUCUUUAUCUAAAUUUCCCAUGUCUACAUUUAUGAAGUUGUUGGAGAUUAUGAAUUCAAAAUAUCGGUGCAGAUUAUUUCGGAUGUAUAUAAUUGAUGCUCCGAAAAUUUUCAAAACUUUUGGGAAGUCGUUUUUAAAUUUCGCUCCUUCCUAUAUGACGAAGAAGCUAAAGAUUUUGGACGCCAAUUAUGCGUCUUAUUUGAGGGAGGAAAUUUUAGACACCCAACUGGAGAAGAGAUAUGGGGGGGUGCGGGAAAUCCGGGACAGCGCCUUUUACCCUUUCGCCUUUUACCCCAACUGUUGUUGCGCAGGGGGAGGGGGGGCGACGCAGGAAGUAGAUUUUGACCCUUCCAGUGUUGGCCUAAAGGGCCCCGCCGUCGGAUCCGGUUUCCAACAAAUGAGCGACAAAGCGCGCGACUUCCUAAUGUCAGGCUAUUCAAUGCAUCUGAAAUUGGUGGACCGAAUUCAUAAGGAAUCCAUGAGAAAUCAUUAUGCCCACCCCGCGCCUGCAGAAGCCCACAGUAGGAGUAGAGUUAAAUGGAGUAGCAGCAACAAUAGCAAUAUGAAACAUCUUGUCAGCCAUGGUAAUAAUAGCAACACUAGUAGGAGGAAAAAAAAAAAAAAAAAUUUAUCCAAAGGGGAUGAGUUAUUAGAAAACUGUUUCAUCGAUGCGGUGAUAAAUAAAGUGUAUCAAAUCGAGAGUAACAACAUUUUAAAGAAUAAUAAAUUUGUGAAUGCAAAAGGUAGCUAUAUCGUUAGUGUAGGAAGCACCCAUAACUGGCUCUUCAAAGUGAAGCACUUAUUUCUUCCAGAGAUAACCAUCAAUUAUUUAACAAGUAGGUUUCCCUUCAUUGUAAACUACCUCAUCGUCAAGUCUAAUUUUAAAUCUAUACAACAUUAUGCGAAAUAUAUAGACAGUUGUGCGUGUUUGGAGGGAGAUUAUUCUGUUCACGACAAACAUGGCAGUGGUAAAUAUGAUCGAGAUGGUAGGGAGGAUAACAGGGGCCAUCCGUAUGGGAGCAAACAUUUCCUUUCCCUUAGCUCGAUUGCCAAUACGACUAACAAUACAACUGCAAAUGCGCCUGAAAAUAACAUUGCGCAUUUUAGGGAUGAUCCGGACGAGCGAAAUGUUCACACGCUGAAUAGUGUAAAAUCUGCGAAUAGACAUGUGGACAAUAGUCGCGUGAGGGUGGGGAAGAGCAGAGUGACUACUUCCCAUGCGCAGAACUCAAGGAGGAGUAAAAGAAAGGGCGAAGGGGGCACGACGCAAAAUGGGCUCAGCGAGUUCUGUGCGUACGGGGGAGGUUCUGGCUGCCGUGUUGGAGGCGAUCAGGGAGAUGACUACACGAGGAGGACGAGAGGACCCAAUCAGGUCUCGUCCAAAGAUGCGAAGAAAAACUUUUACGCCAAUUCGGAAUCCAUCUUUGAAGAUAAUAAUUGCAAUAAAUCUGCUAAGGAUAAGAUUGGCCAUCCGCAAAAUAAGCAGUCCAGUACGUCGAGGCGAAAGUGUAAGGAGAAAACACAAAAGUCUUACAAAAUUAAGGCCACCAAUAAUUUAUUCAAAGAUGAAUUAGUAGAUCAUUCUCAGAAGGUCGAGUGUGUUGAGGGGGCUUUAUUGAAUAGAAUGGUGGGGGAAGAAGAUUAUUCGUCACGUUAUGAUUUCAGCAUUGGCAUGGAUCAUUCAGGAAAGGCGACAGCGAGUGCACAGCCUCAGUGUGAGAACAGCUCGAUGAGCUUAACAAACGCUACCUUCGCAGCGACCUCGACAAAAGCAGCCAACUCAAUCAAAACUAUGAAUUCGAUGAACACUCUCAACACGCUCAAUUCGAUGAACAGCGCAAACUCCGAAAAAAAAUUAAACAGAAACUCAUCCCUAAUUAACAUGAAGUCAGUUAUACCCAAGAGGAUAGACUAUGCGAGUUCGAAAAUCCAGAGGCAGUCUACCACCGUGAAUACAUCCUACAGUACCAAGCAAUCCAAAGAUUCUUUUAGGAAAUUGGAAACCAGGGAACAUUUAGAAGAACCACCACUAAAUGAUCCUCCAGGUGAUGAUGUAACACUUAGGAGUAACGGCAAUGCGGUCAGAGAUAAAUAUUCAACAACGAUAGCUGACGUAACGCACACUACAGACGAUGCAGUACCAACUGAGGAAGGGAACCAAAAUAUCAGCUCCCCUGAUGCGCAAUCGGAUUGCACUAAACAGACAAAAGGUAAUGCAUCCGAUAGGAGUAAACGAAGGCUCAACAAAAUUAAAAUUAUUGGCUUGCAGUUUUUUAACAAAACAUCUUCCAAAAUGUAA
Plasmodium knowlesi strain H is the source of this 2859-nucleotide messenger RNA. Its product is annotated as CRAL/TRIO domain-containing protein, putative. The record is from RefSeq and is a predicted model, not a curated record. The transcript has a single exon. NCBI's taxonomy places the organism in Eukaryota, Apicomplexa, Aconoidasida, Haemosporida, Plasmodiidae. The coding region runs from base 1 to 2859 and encodes 952 amino acids.